This is a messenger RNA of Xenopus laevis (African clawed frog), 4458 nucleotides long. It is a transcript of the gene bcl6.L, whose product is annotated as BCL6, transcription repressor L homeolog. The record is from RefSeq and is marked provisional. NCBI's taxonomy places the organism in Eukaryota, Metazoa, Chordata, Amphibia, Anura, Pipidae. Gene Ontology annotation, biological process: regulation of T cell differentiation; negative regulation of transcription by RNA polymerase II; regulation of leukocyte cell-cell adhesion. Gene Ontology annotation, molecular function: DNA-binding transcription factor activity, RNA polymerase II-specific; sequence-specific double-stranded DNA binding; DNA-binding transcription repressor activity, RNA polymerase II-specific. Gene Ontology annotation, cellular component: nucleus.
GUGAUGCAAGGAUUUUCUAGGAAAGCCCUACCAGCUGUCAAAUAGGGAUUUGGAUUGUGAACAGAAAUUCCAGAAACCAGGGCACUAUGGCAUCUCAAACUCAAACUGACAGCUGCAUCCAGUUCACUCGACAUGCAAACGAUGUUCUCCUGAACCUCAAUCGUCUUCGAAGCAGAGAUAUCCUGACUGACGUCAUCAUCGUUGUUAACAGAGAGCAUUUUCGAGCUCACAAAACAGUCCUCAUGGCCUGCAGUGGCCUGUUCUACGCAAUCUUCACUGACCCGAUGAAGUGUAAUUUGAACAUCAUUAAUCUGGACCCAGACAUCAGUGCAGAGGGCUUCAGAGUUCUUCUUGAUUUCAUGUAUACAUCUCGACUUAACUUGAGGGAUAGCAGUAUUAUGGCUGUUAUGAGUACUGCACUGUACCUGCAGAUGGAGCAUGUUGUGGACACCUGCCAGAGGUUUCUCAAAUCAAGUGAGGAUAUUGUUGCCAUGAAGCCACCAAGAGAUGAAUUUUUACCUGGGAGAGCAAUGUUACCACAAGAUGUUAUGUCCUACAGAAACUGUGAGAUGUCUGAAAAUACCAUACCUCUUCGCAGUGGAACCAUGUGUGAUGGGAGGUCCUACCUUUCCAGCCUUUACAGUAGUUCCACAUCCUCCUAUCCCCUUUAUGGGCAUAUGCCUGUACCUGGGUUCCUAUUUCCAGAGGAUGAAGUUAAAGAUAUGCAGAUGUCCCAGAUGCAGAAAGCAAGCAGAAAUCAAAAGGAUAAUGUGUUACCUGGAGAAAACUCAAGGACUGUGCUAGGCGAUUACAGAAAAGCCAUGUCAGAUAUGUCUUUCAACAUGUGUCACACCAACAUUUAUUCCCAAAAGGAUGUUUCAAUGGAAGAGCCCAGAAGUGAAACACACUACAACAUGGUUAUAGGCUCAAGGUCUGCUGUUCCCUCAUUCCGAAGUAGUGCUUUUUUCACAUGUGAGAAAACUGCAAAAGAAGAGGAGAGAACAUCCUCAGAGGAUGAAAUAAGCCAGCACUUUAAACCGACCAACUCUCCUGCCAAUCGAAAGGGUCUUGUUAGUCCACAGAGUCCACAGAAAUCAGACUGUCAACCCAACUCUCCCACGGAGUCCAGCAGCAGUAAAAAUGCUAGAAUAUCCCAAGGAUCUAGUUCUCCAGUAUCUAAGAACUCUACAGACCCAAAAGCCUGUAACUGGAAAAAAUACAAGUUGCUUAGUUCUCUAAACCAGAGGGAUAAAGAGAGUUGCACCAAGCAAAGUGACAUUGAUAAUCUUUCACCGACUUCUUAUACUUCUCUAUCGUCAUACCAACAUCCAGUGAAGUCCGAAAGUGUGGAUGAUCAGGCCUCUGCUAAGAUGAAUGGAAGCACAGAAGAUGCUUUGAUACCCCAAGCUAGCAAACUGAACAACCUUGUCAACAGGUCCCUAGAAGGAUCCCCACAAAGCAGCGAGGGCCAUUCGCCUCUCUAUGUUCAUGCAUCCAAGUUCAACUUGUUUUCCUCACAGUCCCCUCCUGAACUGUGCCCUCACACCCCUGGCUCCAACUUUGGAGAAGAAAUUACUGAGACACAGUCAGAAUAUUCUGACUCCAGCUGCGAAAAUGGUACUUUCUUUUGCAAUGAAUGUGACUCUCGCUUCUCUGAGGAAGGUUCCCUAAAAAGACACAUGCUGCAAGUGCACAGUGACAAGCCGUAUAAGUGUGACCGAUGUCAGGCCUCCUUCCGAUACAAAGGGAACCUUGCCAGCCACAAAACUGUUCACACCGGAGAAAAACCAUACCGCUGCAGUAUCUGUGGGGCCCAGUUCAACCGACCUGCAAACCUGAAAACUCAUACACGGAUACACUCUGGGGAGAAGCCUUACAAAUGUGAGACCUGCGGGGCAAGGUUUGUGCAGGUUGCCCAUCUCCGUGCUCACGUUCUCAUUCACACGGGAGAGAAACCAUAUCCUUGUGAGAUAUGCGGCACAAGAUUCCGCCACUUGCAAACGUUAAAGAGUCACCUGCGGAUCCACACUGGAGAGAAACCCUACCAUUGUGAGAAAUGCAAUCUACAUUUCCGACACAAGAGCCAGCUAAGACUUCACUUGCGUCAGAAACACGGAGCUAUCACCAACACAAAAGUCCAGUACCGCGUAUCCUCAUCCGACUUACCUUCUGACAACCCAAAAUCUUGUUGAGUUCUCUCAUCCCUCCGAUCAAUCGUGGAGUGCCUCUAUUUUGAUCUUUGUGCAGAUGGGUUCAAACGAAACGGGUUUAACUAUUUUAUUAUUUUUGUCCUGGUCAUGUGAAAUGUGCGCUCUUCAAUGUAAAUACAUCAAUAUAAAUAUAUAUAUAUAUAUUUUUUAAUCUGUGUGGUGAAGUGACCAUACACUUUCAUUUGUUUCCACAUUGUAUGUCUCACUUAGACAAAGAAUCAGUGGUAACGAACAGGGUGUACUUUAAUGGAAGCCAGCAAUGUAUUGGCACUCCAAGGCAGGGUGGGAAAGAGCAUUCAAUAUAGCAACCGCAUUGUUAGUAAAACAGUAUAUUUAUCUAUAUAAAUCAUCUGACCGUUACUCUGAAGGCCGUUGAAAUUAACCCUUGUUGCUUUAUGGUAUAACUGAAAUUGCUCAGACUGACAUUUUUGCCCUGCAGAGUGCAGCUUUAUGCUUAAACUUAAACUGAAUUGCUUUAUUUGUGGUAGAUGACUGUGCUACUUUUGAGUGGCUUUAUUGGCUGCUUAACUCUCAUUACGAGAAAUGGUGUUUUGAAAUCAACUAUUAUUUGGUACUAAGUGGGUGGAAAAAAAGCAAACAAAAAAAAAAGCGCCAAAUACUACUGGAAAAUGACAGCAUUUCUAGGACUGGUUUUCAGCAGGGAUCCAUGUGACCAUAAUUAUGUGACCCCAACUUAAUAAUAAUUGUUGGUCUCUUGAGAGACCCAGGAAAACAAGCACUUAAGAUUGGCUCUUGUGAUCAUUCAGAAUGAACUCUGAUCCUCACAGGGUUAAAUGGCCUCUUGUAUUGGCAGCUGGGAAAGCCUGACGGUUUAGGUUGUCCUUUUAGAGGGUCGGCUUACUCUUGCUAUGGAUACCACAGCUGGUUAUAUGUAAGGAAUCUCUAGAUUAAGCACCUUUUUAACUUUACACAAGCACUAAAUUCUCUGAGAAGCGCAGCCAGGAAUCCAGUUUGUAUAUACAGGGAGACUGCAACGCUAGCUAGGUUGUAUGCAAAUCUUAAUGCACUUUGAAAAGAAAAUAUGAAAAGAAAAACUCAACAUUACCAGGUGCUAGAUCUAUUCUGUACUCUGGAGCAAGGGUGCUUUGAGAUUAUAUUCCUAUUUGUAUCUACUUCAGCCUUGUUUUGGACCAAAGAAUGGCUUCAAGACUCUCUGGCUGUUAUAGCAGACGUUGACUGUACUGCGAUGCCCUGCCUUAGUUCCUGUAUGUAGGUAAGCAAUAAGGAACACUGGGGUCACCUGCUCAGUGGUAGCUUUGUGAUGUAUAUCCCACUGACCUGGCUCCAGCUGUGACUUAUGGUCGUGGCUGCGAAUGAAUACCAGCACUAUCCGGCACCUAAAUUCAAUAUUUUUCUAGACGCUGGCUUUUCUGCAUCCCCCUGAGAAAUAGAAAAAAAGAGUAUUUAAUUUUUAUGGUAUAGAAAAAUAUAUGCACUCAGUUUUACGGUAAACAGAACAAAGAAUUACUUAUGUAUGCUUUUUAAGAGAGAGGGCUUUAACUUUUGUUAUAGUUUUAACCAAAGGAAAAAGGAAUAUAUAUGGCAGAGUUGUAAAUAUCUAUAUAAAUAGAGAAAUAAAUAUGAAGAGUAAAAAAAAAAUGGAAAAAAAAAGCUAUAAAAUCUGAAAUACAGCAAACGUUUAGAUUGUAUCUGCGGGCGGAAACCAAUCUGAGAUUUGUUUUAUUGUGAUAGAGCACUUACAAGAUAUUUUAAAGUAUUGCGCCAGUGUACGUGAAAAAGAUAUUUUGUCUAAACGCAACAGUCUAUUUGUAUGUUUUUGGUUUUGUUUUGUGCUUUUUUUUUUUUCUCUUGGAAGUGAAGGUUUACAGAAUGUUUAAAACUCAGACACCCUGUCGAAGGAACAUGUGAUUUAAUGUUUAAAUUGUACGUUUUGUAAAUAUGUAUAUUUCUGUCUUUGGUGCCUUUUUAACCUGACUGGUGCCAGGGGGGUAAACAACGUGGUAAGGUUGGCAGUCCCACUGGUAAAAAAAGUGGUUAAUGAAUGUGUGACCCUAGCUUCUUUUUAAAGGUACAGCCUAAAGCGAGUCACUAAUCUUUGGGAAGGUCAUUCAUUCCCCCCCCCCCCACCGUAUGUACAUGAUGCUUUGUCCUGCUUGUGUUAAUAAUAAACUGCCGGGAGACAGGGUUUGGGCUGUUUCUAAAACUGCAUUAUUGCAAUGUGUAAACUUUAGCUGUAAAAGUAGCAAAAUAAAACUCUUAACAGCAA